This is a messenger RNA of Juglans regia (Persian walnut), 984 nucleotides long. RefSeq names its product stress-response A/B barrel domain-containing protein UP3-like. NCBI's taxonomy places the organism in Eukaryota, Viridiplantae, Streptophyta, Magnoliopsida, Fagales, Juglandaceae. Bases 88 to 906 code for a protein of 272 amino acids. The record is from RefSeq and is a predicted model, not a curated record. The transcript has a single exon.
AAUAAUAAGUCGUUGGUCCUCGGCAAUCAAUUCAAUCACUGUCCAAGUCUCAAUCACUCUCAGAUAUCCUCGUUUCAGAUACCCAAUAUGAUGCUCUCUGGGAACUCCUCAUUCAUUUCGUCUCCAUUUUCCCUAGCAUUCUCGCCCCCCAAACGCAUACCCUGUCUUCAAUCCUCCUUUUCCUUCAAGCCAUACUCCCGCUCAGGCCGCUCCCCACCGUCCAAGACCGCCGUCAGGAUGUCCUCUUCCCAGACUCUCGUCGAGCACGUCGUUCUCUUCAAAGUGAAAGAGAACACUGACCCUUCCAAGGUCAACGCCAUGGUCACUGAGCUAAACAGCCUGGUCUCCAUCGACGAAGUCCUCCACCUGGCCGCCGGUCCCGUCUUCCGUAACCAGUUCUCCUCCCUCAACUACACCCACGCGCUCCACAGCCGCUACAAAACCAAGGAAGACCUCGAGGCCUACGCGGCCAACCCCAGCCACGUUGGUGUGGUCAACGAGUCAGUCCUCCCGAUUAUCGAAGACGCCAUGGCCGUCGAUUGGAUUGCCGAUGGUGGUUACGAAGACGAUCUCGUGGCUCCACCCCCGGGAUCCGCCGUUCGACUCAGUUUCUUGAAACUCAAGGAGAGCCUAGGCGACAAGGAAAAAUCUGAGAUUCUUGGUGUCAUUAAGGGACUUAGGCGUGAUUUCCCAGAGAUCAAGCAGAUUACUUGUGGGGAAAACUUCUCGCCGGCGAGAGCCAAGGGAUACUCGCUAGCUUCGUUCGCUGUUUUUCCGGGAAUGAGCGAAAUGGAUGCGGUGGAUGCGAAGGAAGAGUUGGUGAACUCUCAGAAGGAGAAGAUUAAGGAAUACCUGGAGAGCAUGUUCGUCGUUGAUUAUGUGAUCCCAGCACCCGCGAGUCUUUGAAUGGUAUAUUUUUAUGUCACCGGAAAAAACUUGAUCGAUCAAUAAGAAAAGCUUUAAGCUUUAUUUUCUGAAUCAGUA